Messenger RNA from Porites lobata, 4149 nucleotides. The record is from the annotation of a GenBank genome assembly. NCBI's taxonomy places the organism in Eukaryota, Metazoa, Cnidaria, Anthozoa, Scleractinia, Poritidae.
AUGAAACACGAGAUACGCGCCAUGACGCCUGAGGAUAAGGCUAGAGCUGACGCCAAAGAUUCAGAGCAAGAAAACAAAGUUGCUGCUGAUAUAGAAUUCCUGCAUCUCAUCCAAGAGCUUCUAAAAAAAGGAAAGAUACUGAGUCUGGAAGACGCUCAAAAGGUGUACACGAAUAUCUUACAAGAUCAUCUGUACAACUGGUUUCCUAGUAGAAAAUCUGUUAGGCAGCUGUUAGCAGAGAAUGUUGAUGGUAUCGAGUUCGUAAGUGCAUAUGGACGAAACGAGUCCGAUCGCUUUUGCCUAUCUGCUGCUAAGAUCGCGGCCAUAGAGAAAGCCGUUAAACAGUCAUCUCACAUUAAUAGCGAGCUUGAAGCCCUUUAUGACUGCUCAAAGAUAAUUCGCAAAGAAAUUCAGGACGCAAAUACUUGGCACUUUAAAGGUACGCUCGACAUAGAUGCACAAGAUAAUGUCCCUACCAAGCUGUUUACAUUACUCAAGUGGAUACUUUCGGGUGUGGUUUCUGAACUGAAAACGGAGCAGCGAGCGGAAGAUGUCAACAGAAAGUCAGUUCUCCUUGCGCAGCAGAUUAUGUACCACACCAAGACUGAUAGGCAAGUCAGAUACGUGCCUCAAUUAGAUGAAGAAGGGAAUACAUUUCUUCACCAGCGCGAGUACCCAUUGCAAGUUGGGGUUGGCCUCCUUGCUCACCAGCAAAUGAGAAGUAAAUUAGUAAUUGAUGUUCUACAUGAGUUGGGCGUUUCAGUUAAUUAUGCGAGGAUUCUACGCAUAGAAACUCAGCUUGCGCAGGCUGUUCUGAGCAACUCCAGUGAGCACAACAUCUUUAUACCUCCGAAACUCUGUAAGGGCCAGUUUAUUUUUUUUAGUGUUGACAAUUCCGAUUUCUCAGAAGACACUCCCGACGGAAAGAACAUACUUCAUGCAACCGCGAUGGUUGUGUUCCAGCGAAAACGUACUAAAGAUCCUGAAACUAUACUGGAAAUUGAUGCGACUAUGAGGACCAAGUCCCUUCCACAAGAGUCAAUACCUGACACAGAAAUAUUACAGUGUUAUAUCCCUAAGAAUGCGCAACCAAAGUGCUCCGGCUACACAUUAGAUACUACACCAUCUAGUGAUGUCACCAAGAAAGCGGAGCAAAAUGACUUGGCGUGGUCGGUAGGCAACUCAAUCAUCAGGUCUCGGUUGGAGCAAGUCAAAAUCCCCACGUGGGCUCCAUACAAUUCUCAAGUGUUGUCUUUGACCCAUCAGCUGACCACCGUUUCCAUGAUGCCUCUUCUAGCGGCUCCGGCGCAUGAGUGGAGCACGAUGCUCACAGUACUAAUGCAGGCACAGAAGAUCACGGCUGUGGUUAUGGGAGAAAACCACAAGACUGUCAUUACCUUUGACCUCCAACUAUAUGAGAAGGCUGUGAAACUCCAGAUGCACAAGGCCCCAGACCUAGACCAUCUGGUUUUUCGAAUUGGCGAGAUGCACACGAUAAUGGCUUCUUUGUGCACUCUUGGGGCAUCAAUCGAUGGCAGUGGCUUUGACGAGGGAUGGAUAGAGGCGGGGCUGUAUGGUUCAACUACAAUGCGACAGAUUCUUGAAGAAAAUCAUAUGAAGCGCGCUCUCACAGCUCACAGUAUAACGUACUCUCCCUUGAGCGACUUGCAUAUGGAGGCGUUUUGGAAGAGCGAAAGUGAUAAAAGUAAUGCCGAGCACAAGACUGUAUACGAUAGUGUAAUACAAGCAUGCGUUGCAAUGAACACCAUCUGCAAGGAAGGUCGAUACAGUGAGAUAGGGACGAAACACAAAGACCUUGUAACGGCGAUGGAAACCGACGACCUUCAAGAGAGGCUAUUGAGAUUUGAUGAGGUCAUGGAGUGUCAGUGUCCAUUAUUCAAGUUUGCCCGGGACUACAUGAAGUUUGUGAUGUGUAUCCUGAUGUUCAUACGCGCAUCAAGAGAGGGAGACUGGAACCUUCACCUUGAAUCUCUCAAGGCUUUGGCAAAGUAUUUCUUUGCUCACGACAGGCUGAACUAUGCGCGAAUGGUGCCACUAUAUCUAGCGCAGAUGCACUGGUUAAAGAUCGAUGAUCCCGAUAUUCACCAUGAAUUCAUCCAAGGAAACUUUUGUGUAAACAAAAAUGAGAUCCCUUUCUGUGCAAUUGGACCGGACCACGCCAUAGAACACGUCAACAAGUUGAUGAAGAUUCGGGGAGGGCUGAAAGGUCUAACACAGCAACCAGCGGCCAUGGCAAGAUGGUUCCUUGUGGCGCCAGAACUAAGUGGACUUGCGACGCAAGCUGAGGACAUGUUGGGGGUACAAAGAGCUUCAUCACCGCAUCAUCACGAUUUAAGCGAUGCGAUAACAAAUCGCUAUAAUGAAAAUGUACAGAAGCUGAAGGAUGUUCUCAAAGUCAGUGACCCUUUCGCGACAGAGGAACGUCAUCUGGUGAACAUCAUCACGAAAGCGGUAAUGCCAGAUGACAUCAAGGAGGGAGUCCUAACACGAGAUAAGAUCGGCCAAGCGUUGUUUGAGACAUUUGCUCAAGAGAGAAUCGUCGAGGCCAAGUUAAGUGUUUGGAGCCCCAUGAAAAAGGCAAAUCUGAAGUCAUGGAAGUCUGCUUCGCAAAAAAACAAAAACAAGACAACUUGUGGCGUCGCACCCUUAAAGGAUGAUAGAGCUCUCUUCGCAUGCUUCUUAGUCGUCAGUCUCUCAAGGCCUGAUCUUGACAUAAAGGAAACCAUUAGUACCUUUGAGUUAGCCGAGUAUCCAAGGGCACUCUUCUUCUCUGAUGGCAGUUCGCGACACUGCGCUACCAAGAGCAAGCUGAUGAACAUCCUAGAAAGCCUUUUACCGGCCCAACAGCAACCACAAACGUCUACAGUACAACCUCACUCUGCAGUUCCCUCCAGUAGGCAAGUGAUCAUUAUUGAUGCCAUUGCCGUCGUUCAGGCAAUGGGAAAGCCACCGUGGGUUAGAAAUGGGCGUGACCUAGCAAGCCAUUUUACAGAAGUCAUUGAUUCUAAGUCUGAAGGUGCCACCGAGGUGCAUGUAUUUGACCGUUACGAUAUCCCGAACUCCUUAAAAGAAGGAACGCGUCAGAAACGAACGGGCACAAGCAGAGCAGUGGUGUACAAGAUUACUGUGGAUGCGGUUAUUGACAAAAUCACGAUGAAGGAUCUUUUGAGCUGCAGCCAGAAUAAGGAGACAUUGGCUAUCUUCCUUGCAGCACAACUUAUCGAGUGCAAGAAAGACUCGCAGACGACGUAUGUAGUAACCUCUAAAGCUGACUGUAUGGCUUCUAAUAGCCUACCGAUUCAGCAUUUAAGGAGUGAGCAGGAGGAAGCAGAUACUCGUAUGCUCCUACAUGCUCUAGACGCCACACAGAGAGGAGAAACGUCCAUAACCAUUCAUAGUCCAGAUACAGACGUACUCGUUCUGACGCUCUGGGUUUACAAGAGACUUUGUCUAGACACUACAGUCAUUGUUGGAACAGGAGGAAAACGAAGAAGUAUUCCACUAGGCUCACUCUACGAGGCGGUAGGAGAAGAACUUGUGAAGGCUUUACCUGGCUUUCACGCUUUUUCAGGAUGUGAUCAGACAGGCACUAUCAGUGGAAAAAGCAAAGUGUCUUGUUGGAAUACACUAAAGAAAGCUGAACGAUCAGUACUCGAUGCAUUUUCCAGCCUGGGAACCACCGACACCAUCUCAGAUGAUAUAGACAUGACGCUAGAGCGCUUUGUCUGCCAGUUGUACAUGCCAUGGACACAGCUAAGAACCAUAGGAGAGGUCCGAUGGCUGCUCUUUAGCAAGAAACAACACGUAGAUGAACAGCUGCCCCCUACUAAAGCGGCUCUACACCAGAUGACAAGACGUGCUAAUCUGGUUGCAUUGGUUUGGAAGUCUUGCGACAACCCAAAUCCCAGCAUUCCUAGCCCGAUAUUACACGGAUGGAAACAAGAUGGGGAUAGAGUGCACCCGGUUCCAACCACACUCCCACCUGCACCUAAGGUCGUACUGCAGUUGAUCAAGUGUGGAUGCAAAGGAAUCUGCGUCACAAUGAACUGUACGUGCAGGAAGCACAACCUAAAAUGCACUGAUAUGUGUGGUUCAUGCGAAGUGAAAUGUACGAACAGGAGCGGUAAC